Molecule: messenger RNA, 765 nt
Organism: Alternaria arbusti
Lineage: Eukaryota; Fungi; Ascomycota; Dothideomycetes; Pleosporales; Pleosporaceae
Exons: 2
Coding region: 1-765 (254 amino acids)
Source: RefSeq, a predicted model, not a curated record
AUGCCUGCUUCCAAGAUUGCAGAGACUGCCGAUAGUGUCAGUAGCAAGAGCCCCAUAAACAUUGCCGACGACAUUGAAGACACGGACGACUUCGUCCUCGUAUCCCCUGGCGAUUACCCAGAGGCAUCCGCACCAUCCCCUACUGCUGCGAAAGAUGUCUGGACCGAGAUCAUCAAGAUCACCCGGACUGAAGGCAGUCUAUUCGAGAAGGGCGAAAAGCACGUCACCGCCGUCGAGACCUGCCGGUACCACCUCCGCCCCGCCGAAUGCCGUAAUACUUGCAGUAGCACAUUCAAAUGCGAUGCUUGCCUAUCCCUCAUCGCUGGUCUUGAGACUCUUGCCAACUUCGCCUGGGAGUGGUCCAACGACAGCAAACCCUUCCAGGAUAACAUCAGCAACAUCAUGCAUUGUCUGCACCGCCUCCCCUUUCAUUUCCAGGAAGGUCUCUACAGCGUCAUUGAAGCUGUAAUGGACCACGAAGAGAACUGGCCUACGGCGGACCGAGAGAACUACGAGUUGUGGGGGUUCAAGAUCUCUGCUGCUUUGUGGUUACUACGCCUGGGUGUUCAUGGUCUGGCUUGGGCGCUGGCGGAGGGCAAGGAGUGGCGUCUUGUACUGGCCGAGACUGAGCGGUCGUGGUAUGAGGGACUUGUUGUUGCUGACGAGUACGAGGAGGCCAUCGAGGAGACUCAACGUUUCACUAACGCUUUCCGCAAGUGGGGUGCGAGCGUUGAUGCUGAGCGGCGCGCUCAGUCUUCGGCUUAG